Molecule: messenger RNA, 1029 nt
Organism: Mucor mucedo
Lineage: Eukaryota; Fungi; Mucoromycota; Mucoromycetes; Mucorales; Mucoraceae
Product: branched-chain alpha-ketoacid dehydrogenase
Exons: 1
Coding region: 1-1029 (342 amino acids)
Biological process (GO): protein phosphorylation; regulation of glucose metabolic process
Cellular component (GO): mitochondrion
Molecular function (GO): pyruvate dehydrogenase (acetyl-transferring) kinase activity
Source: RefSeq, a predicted model, not a curated record
AUGAAUAAGACGCUGGACGACUAUAUCUCACAAAGCCCUACUUCCUUAACUUUGCGACAAUUAAUAUUCUAUGAACGACACAUCAACACCGAACGGCUUCUCAAGUCAGCCAAUUAUGUGCGAACCGAACUGCCUAUCCGCAUCGCGCACCGGAUUCGAGAAUUUCAAAAGCUGCCGUACAUAUUAGGCACUAACCCAUAUAUUGAAGGAGUGUAUGAACUUUACUGGCAAGCCUUUGAACGUAUUCGAAAGAUUCCGCCUAUCGAGACUCGACAAGAGAACGAGAUAUUUUGUGAAAUUUUGCAGGAAUCACUGGAUGCUCAUUUGGUGGUUAUUCCGCAAUUGGCUAAAGGCAUUGUGGAAUGUGAACAACAACAAGUCAUGUCUAUGGAGAAACUAGACGGGUUUAUGGACGCAACGCUUCGAUCACGUAUUUCAAGACGCGUAUUGACCGAGCAUCAUUUAGUUUUGUCGGAUAAGAGGAAAUCAAUUUUCAAUGUGUGUUCAUCACACAAUGUAUUAACCAAAUGUAUACACCUGGUGAAUGCGUCACAGCACGAAGGGACAGCGCCCAAAAUUACCUUGAAUGGUACAGAUACCGAGUUUCAAUACGUUUCGGAUCAUGUGGAAUACAUCGUUUACCAAUUGUUAUCGAACGCUUUUAGACAUUCAAUCUCAUCCACAGACCAACCACGAGAGAUCAAGGUGACUACAUGCUCAAAUGAAAAGGAUGUCUUGUUUCGUAUAUCUGACCAAGGUGGUGGCAUGUGUAAAAAAGAGUUUGCGAAUAUUUGGUCUUAUGGAAAUUUUAAACGCUUUGGGAAUAUGCAAAAAGUGCAACAAUUGGAGGCCAAAUUAAACGAGCACGAGUUGCUGAGAAUCAGAUUGGGUAUCGGGCUACCCAUGAGUAAAGUGUACGCAGGCUAUUUUGGUGGUUCCUUGGAACUUUAUACUAUGGAAGGAUAUGGCACUGAUGCCUAUGUUCGUAUCCCCAGAUUGGGAAAUACAAAUGAAAAUUUGGAUGAUUAG